GAGAUGGGAAAAGAGAGCUUCAGGAAUGGGACAGAGUCUAUGAUUAUGCUCACUACAAUGAUUUGGGUGAUCCCGAUAAGAGUCAACACCAUGUUCGCCAAACUCUUGGAGGGUCUGCUGAUUUCCCUUAUCCUCGUAGGGGAAGAACUGGCAGAGAACCCACCAAGACAGAUCCUAAGUGCGAGAGUAGGCUGAGUCUUCUUACAAGCAUAAAUGUUUAUGUUCCAAGAGACGAACGGUUUGGUCAUGUGAAGAUGUCCGACUUCGUUGCUUACGGUUUCAAAGCCUUGGCUCAAGUCGUUAAACCUGUGCUAAAUUCCAAGUUUGAUGAUACCCCGGGAGAGUUUGACAGCUUCCAAGAUGUACUUGACAUGUACGAAGGAGGACUUCCAAUGCCUUCAGGAUUGAUCGAAGAGAUAAGAGAAAGCAUUCCUUCUCAGAUGCUGAAGGAAAUGUUUAGAACUGACGGUGAAAGAGGCCUCAGAUUUCCAAUGCCUCAUGUCAUUAAAG
Morus notabilis is the source of this 510-nucleotide messenger RNA. RefSeq names its product linoleate 9S-lipoxygenase 6-like. Gene Ontology annotation, molecular function: oxidoreductase activity, acting on single donors with incorporation of molecular oxygen, incorporation of two atoms of oxygen; metal ion binding. The record is from RefSeq and is a predicted model, not a curated record. NCBI's taxonomy places the organism in Eukaryota, Viridiplantae, Streptophyta, Magnoliopsida, Rosales, Moraceae. Gene Ontology annotation, biological process: lipid oxidation. The transcript is spliced from 2 exons. The annotation marks the transcript as partial.